CUUUUCUGUUGUUGUGUGUUGUUGAUUUGUUAAUGGGAGAAAGAGUUGAUCUUUCAUCGUCUGUAGUUAAUCAAUUGAUUGAUUAUAGAUUUUUAAUUGUGAUUAAUUGAAGAUAAACAAUUUCUUCCAGUAGAAAAUAAAUGCGAUGAUUAAAAUGACCUCUAGGGAGAAAGAAUGAAAUCUCUUUCAUUGAUGAACUGACAGUCGUAUGAAAGAGUCACUAUUCUGGAUGAAAUUCAUUAUUUAAGUGUUUUGUUUAUUUUGUAUUUUCUUUUUUUCUUCUUUAAUUUCGAUCAUUUUUAUUAAUUUAUUCUCUCAAUUAAUCAACUUUGUUCUACUAAACAUACGUUUUAGUAAUUAAAACCAUUUAAAUUGUGAUUGAUUUUCUUUCAACUGUUUUCUCCACUAAAAAAGAGAAGAACAAAAAACCAAAACAAAAAGUGUUCUCUUCUUCUUCUUCUUCUUCUAGUUUCUCUAACAUCUUUUUUAUCUUUCUCUAUCUUUACUCUCUCUCUCUCUCUCUCUAUCUAUCUUUCUUUCUCUGUUUCUGUUUCUCUUUCUCUAUCUAUCUCUUUGUCUUUUUUUUAUCUAAUUGUUUCUUUUUUUUCUUGUUUUCUAUUCUCUGUCUUAUUAUCUCUCUCUUUCAAUUGUGUUAAUCAUGGAAGCCAUUGCUAAGCAUGAUUUCAAUGCUACAGCUGAAGAUGAAUUAAGUUUCCGUAAAUUUGAUACUCUAAAAAUAUUAAACAUGGAGGAUGAUGUUAAUUGGUACCGAGCUGAAUUGGAGGGUCGAGAAGGCCUAAUUCCUAGUAAUUAUAUUCAAAUGAAACCUCACGAUUGGUAUCAUGGUAGAAUUUCUCGUGCUGAUGCAGAAAGAUUGUUAAUCACCCAACAUGAAGGAGCUUUUCUCAUAAGGGUCAGUGAAAGUUCACCAAGUGAUUUCUCUCUUUCGGUAAAGUGUGGUGAUUAUGUUCAACAUUUUAAAGUUCUUCGUGAUACUCAGGGUAAAUUUUUCCUCUGGGUGGUUAAAUUUAAUUCACUUAAUGAAUUGAUUGAAUAUCAUCGAUCUGCCUCAGUCUCCCGAUCCCAAGAUAUUAAACUAAGAGAUAUACAAAUACCAUCUGAUGAGAUACUAGUACAAGCCAUGUAUGACUUUACACCACAAGAAAAUGGUGAGCUUGGUUUCAAGAGAGGUGAUGUUAUCACGGUUACCGAUAAUUCAGAUCAAAAUUGGUGGGAAGGUGAAAUUGAAGGACGAAAAGGAUAUUUUCCUGCUACUUAUGUUGAACCUUAUCAACAAAUGUCAUGAAAACCCUGAACCAGAAUGAGAAGAAAAUAAAAGAAAAUAAGAGAGAAAACGA
Molecule: messenger RNA, 1358 nt
Organism: Panonychus citri (citrus red mite)
Lineage: Eukaryota; Metazoa; Arthropoda; Arachnida; Trombidiformes; Tetranychidae
Product: growth factor receptor-bound protein 2-like
Exons: 1
Coding region: 659-1306 (215 amino acids)
Molecular function (GO): protein binding
Source: RefSeq, a predicted model, not a curated record